AUGUCUGAGGAGAUGACCACAGAAAGAGAGCUCCCUACUGUUCAGGCCAAGUACGAGUACUGCUAUGCUGCCUACGAGCAGUGUGCAGCUCUGUUAGGGUGUCGAUUACCUCCGUGCGACACCGAAGUUUUCGGAGGCGAUUACACUCGCUGGCCCACCUUCCGGGAUUUAUUCACAGCCCUCUAUAUACAGAACCCGAGACUGUCGGAAGUUGAGAAACUUUUCUAUCUCAACUCCAAGACCAGCAGUGAAGCCCAUGCCAUUGUGUCAAAACCUCCUUUGACAAAUGAAGGGUUCCAGUCGGCGUGGUCCAGCUUGACUGAGCGUUUCGAGAACAACCGGUUGCUCGUAAACAGUCAGCUGAGAAUUUUGUUCAAUUUGCCCGCCAUUGGGCAAGAGUCGGGUUCCUCUAUUCAGGAGUUGCAGAGCACCAUUCAAGGGUGUCUGACAGCCUUAGAGCACUCGAAAAUCGACACAGAGAAUUGGGAUUGCAUCCUGGUUUUCUUGUGUUCUUCGAGGCUCCCCAAGUUGACCCUUUCUCUUUGGGAACAGUCAAUCCAAAACAAGAGCGAUAAUCCAACGUGGGUUGACAUGAACGCUUUUCUUCUAGAGCGGCAUCGCACCCUAGAAGCGAUAGCGGAAGUGUCAUCCGGCACGAACGCUCCGACGGUUCCAAGAGCCUCACCCAAGAAGGCCCCCGUCUCCAGGCAGGUCAACUCUUUUGAGAGUAGGGUGAGCAUUAAGACCCAGACCUGCAAUUUCUGUUCCCGGGAGAAUCAUCCGAUUCGAUUGUGCCCUCGCUUCCUCCAGAUGGGUGUCAAUGAAAGGGUCAACCAUAUCAAGCGACAGAAGCUUUGCUUGAACUGUUUCGCACGAGGCCAUGUCCGGGCCGACUGCACAAACUCGGCGACGGCUGCGUACUCCAGCAGACAGAUGCUCCAUCCGCUGCCCAAGCAACUGCUCUCUCCCAAGACGAUGGCCAAGCAGACUCUCCUCGACGAGGCCACGAAGCAUCCAGGGCCACGACAACUGGGCCACUGCCGGAGACCCAUUUCUUGA
Drosophila albomicans is the source of this 1059-nucleotide messenger RNA. RefSeq lists its product as uncharacterized. Lineage: Eukaryota; Metazoa; Arthropoda; Insecta; Diptera; Drosophilidae. Bases 1 to 1059 code for a protein of 352 amino acids. The record is from RefSeq and is a predicted model, not a curated record. The transcript has 3 exons. Gene Ontology annotation, molecular function: nucleic acid binding; zinc ion binding.